UGUUGCUGCUUCGCGCCUCCUCGGCCCCCGUAGGGUGAAGGGGUGACGUCACCGCGGCCCUCGCCCGCCCGAGCCUGGACCCCGUGGCCGCUCCCUGCCCCUGCUGCUCCUGCGCGGCGACUUCGCGGCCGCACGUUCCGAGCGCUUCGCCGUGACAGCCCCGAGAGCCACUGGCGCCUCUCGCACGCCGUGGUCGCUCUGCUGCUGCUGCUGCUGAGCGCGGACGAGGCAAAGGAGAGGCGCGGUUGCUCUGAAGUCGUCUCAGCGAGAGCCUCCACGCACCAUGCUUCACCACUCGCUCCCAGCGGCGCGGCACCGCCUGCUCGCCGCCCUGAGCGGCGCCAGCGUGCCCGUGCGCGCCGCCUGCACCCUCCUGCUCGCCUUCUACGCGCUGUCGUUCGUGGCCGACACGCCGUUUGCGCUGGGCGUGUCGUCGGGCUACCUGGCGCCUCCGAACUUCUGGGUCUGGACGCUGGCGACGCACCCCUUCGUGGAGGUGCGUGCCAUCGAGCUGGCGGCCAGCCUCGCCACGGUGGCGGCAGCCGGGCGGCUGCUGGAGCCGUCGUGGGGUGCGCUCGAGCUGCUGCUGUACUUCGGCGUGUCGACCGUGGCGUCCGGCGUUCUGUGCGGCAUCACCUACCUGUUCGUCUACGUCGCCUCCUCCUUCGACACCUACUACCUGUUCUGGCUGCACGUGCAUGGCAUGGCGGGUUUCUCCGCCGCCGUGCUGGUGGCGCUUAAGCAGACGCAGGGCGAGGCCGUGCUGGCACGCCGGCCCGUGCCCCUCCGCGCCCGCCACCUUCCCUCCGCCUCGCUGGCGCUGCUGGUCGUGCUGCGCCUGCUGAACGUGGCGGAGGGCCGUGUGCCGCUGGCGUUCGCGUACGGCGGCAUCGCGGGGUGGCUUUACCUGCGUUUCUACCAGCGGCACCCGGGGGCCGCGGGGGCCGCACCGGCGCGGGGAGACCCGUCGGAGCACUUCGCCUUCGCGUCGUUCUUCCCACCGGUGGCGCGAGGGGCCGUGGAUGCGGCGGCCGGAGCGCUGCUGCGGGCGCUGGUGCACGUGGGCAUUUGCCGCGGCGCCGGCAAGCGCUACACGGUAGAAGCGCCGUCCUCUGUCACCAUCAGCCUGCCCGGCAUUGACGCCCAGGAUGCCGAGAGGAGGAGGCAGCUUGCUCUCAAGGCUCUCAACGAGAGGCUGAGGCAGUCGGAGGAGCAGACGGCGUGGCCGGCGAUGGACGAAGCGGAAGAGGUUGGGGUCGGUGGCCCUAAAGAGGUGGGCGACAGCAGGGAAAGUGCCGCUCCACUCUACGCUCCAACCUCGGUCGCGUCGUCUGCCCCGCAGAGCGACGCCGUUGACCUGGUCAGCAGCACUGGCACCACGGACCAAGCUCCAAGCCCAACUUGACGGGUUCUUGCUGCAGCCUGGCUGGCACGGUGACCUUAAAAACAGAGCGAGUUCCACAAUCUGCGAGACAAUGAAACUACACAAGAGUGAAUUUUACUUUGGUGUCUGCCAGGUCGUAGAAGAUCGAUGGACGUCUCUUGGCGGCAGUUGCCAGCUGUACGUUGUUGUGUACAUUGGAACAAACUGUUAUGUCCUCGCACUGAAUGAGAAUCCGUGUUCUGCUUGUCUGCACUUAUGCAAAGGUUGGGGUUUUCAUUGAGCAAUAAUUAAUACAGAGCAUGCUUCUAUAUUUGGUUGUGGUUCUUUUAGCUUUGGAGGGUUUGUUUAACAUCUCUCAGCAUGAUGAUGUAUACAGACAUCUGUAAAGGGGGUAUUUAGAAAAUGUGUGAACAGACAUAAUGGUGAUUCUGGGAUUCCAUUUUUGUGUUUAAUUUAUUUAUCUUAUUUUGACAGGUUAACUUUUUAUUUAAUGAAAUGUGCAGAAUUCACACAUGUAAUGAACCAUGGUUGGAAAUCAUAAAGUUAUCUGUAGAGUAGACAUUGCAAUUGCUUGCAAUUAAAAUUGAAUCCUAGACAUGACCGUUGUAGUAUAUGGUGAGGUAUGUUGUUAGAUGUCACUUUAUUAAAAAUAAUGGUUUCUGCUGUAAGUGUAAUAUCCUCAUGUACGGGUGGAUGAGAUAUCAGGACCUGCAUUACUGUUGACCUCAAGUGAAAAACUAAUAUGUGGACGAGUGUUGAUCUUUGUACAAAUUCCAGUCAUGCACAGGCUUGUGCACACACACUGUUUCUGUAUUGUUAGUAGCAAGCACUUACCCACUUGUGUACUGUAUAUACGUAUGUUGAACUUCUUUCGCAUCGUACAUACUUGGCCAACCUUGCUAAUCGGAGGUGCAGGGGAAGGACAACAAACUUAGCAAAGCUGAAUGUGAAUAACCUUUGCCUACAAAGGUUGUAUGUGGAGCUGCUUGGUCAAACUGGCUGUAUAAAAUACCGACUCAAGUUCUUUUCAGUUUCCACAGAUUUAUUUUAUUCUCAUCAUAUAGAAAUUCAGGCACUCAAGGUAAAGAAAUGGCAUGUAAGAAAUGACAAACUUGUGAGAGGUUUGAUUAAAAUGUUAACUUAAUUUUUGUUGAUCCCUCGAUGUUGCACAAUUACAACAACAAUAAAAAAUCUGAGAAAGCUGUCCAGAACAGAUGAGUUUUGUGGACCUGUUCAUGCGAACACAUUCUCAGUGUUUUGACCGUUGAUGUGCACUGUUGAUGAUGAUCUGAUCUUUAUUUGUAAGACACACCCACUUGUCAGCAAUACUCGUUAUUUGGCAUCGUUUAGAUGCUGGACAAAUGACAUACCACGGUUGUUACCGCUACCUUAUAGGUAUGGCUAAGAGGACACCAGUUUAAUCUCCCCACAUGCCUUGUCCUAAUUAUGGCUACGUCAAUUCAGGUAGUCUCUAGGUGGAGUGCCUUAAGUACAUCGCUGUGCUAUGGAACACAACUUAAACAAAUUGGUCGGGAGUGCACCUGAAAUGUUUGGAUACAUGCUAUGUAAUUACUACCGAGGGUUAGAGUUGAGAUUCGUGUUGUUUUAGUCUUGAGGUCGCAGAUCGAGCAACGGCUCUUGUUUUCAGCAGACACCUCAAGGGAAGACACGCACACAGUGGUUUGUUGUGCAGGAGUUGCCAACGUGCUGCCUCACUCAAUUUAUUCAAAAGUGACAGAUGCAGUUAUCAUUGGGAUACAUGCCAAGUCUUUUUUUUAGGUUAACGUUUGGAUAGUCCUAUUCAAUAAUGAACUCGUCUGCAAUUCGAGUGACUAGGAAAUGUUGCUUCGUGGGGAAGCAGUGGAAUGCGUGUAUUGUAAUGCCAAUUGUAAGGCAAAGCCUUGCUCUUUGUACCUGUGGUUUGAGAUGCCCAGGCGUGAAGGGCGAUUCUAUCAACGACAGAUUAUUAUCAUCAAGCCGUUGUGAUCAUCCUCACCUGUGCUGGUGAGCUUGUUCAAGAUGUACUCUCAAUGCAUUUUUGGUGAAGGAAGACUGAAAUGGGGUGCAUUUAAAGCCAUUGUCAGUCAUGGGAGAGAUAAGUUGAGUUUAGAUUUUGCGUUUGGGUUAUUAUUUGUAAAUCAUGUGAUUGUCUAUAAACAACAUGCCAUAAAAGCAUCUGACAAAGUUUAAUCAAAGUCAUUUAAACUAAAAUACGUCGUUACAAAUGGGGUGUAUAUUGUAAUUGCGGUCAUGCAGGGUUAAUUUAGAAACAUGACUUGGAAUUAAAUCGGUCCAGUGUUCCCCAGAUGUUGUACAUGUGUCAAGUAAAUUACUGGUGUACUUUUCCAUGCAAUUCCUUGUAUUGUUGGAUAAAACAAUUAAAUCGGCUGAUGAUAGCCAAUGAAACCUGA
Messenger RNA from Petromyzon marinus (sea lamprey), 3795 nucleotides. Its product is annotated as transmembrane protein 115-like. Lineage: Eukaryota; Metazoa; Chordata; Hyperoartia; Petromyzontiformes; Petromyzontidae. Gene Ontology annotation, biological process: retrograde vesicle-mediated transport, Golgi to endoplasmic reticulum. Gene Ontology annotation, cellular component: membrane; Golgi apparatus. The record is from RefSeq and is a predicted model, not a curated record.